Molecule: messenger RNA, 2011 nt
Organism: Oncorhynchus masou masou (cherry salmon)
Lineage: Eukaryota; Metazoa; Chordata; Actinopteri; Salmoniformes; Salmonidae
Exons: 6
Coding region: 697-1536 (279 amino acids)
Cellular component (GO): cytoplasm
Molecular function (GO): oxidoreductase activity
Source: RefSeq, a predicted model, not a curated record
AGUGCCAUAGAGAUUGCAUCAUCUGUGGAUCUUUUGGGGCGGUAUGCAAAUUGGAGUGGGUCUAAGGUUUCUGGGAUAAUGGUGUUGAUGUUAGCCAUGGCCAGCCUUUCAAAGCACUUUAUGGUUACAGACGUGAGUGCUAAGGGUCGGAGAGUCAUUUAGGCAGGUUACCUUAGUGUUCUUGGGCACAGGGACUAGGGUGGUCUGCUUAAAACAUGUUGGUAUUACAGAUUUGGACAGGGAGAGGUUGAAAAUGUCAGUGAAGACACUUGCCAGUUGGUCAGUGCAUGCUCGCAGUACACGUCCUGGUAAUUCGUCUGGCCCUGCGGCCUUGUGAAUGUUGACCUGUUUAAAGGUCUUACUCACAUCAGCUGCGGAGAGUGUGAUCACACAGUCAAAACUGGAAGCUAGCUGUUAUUGGCACAGAGGUUUGAAACUCUCUUUCUUAUUGGUCUUUUAACUAAUUUGAUGUCACCAGGCAAGCCGAAACUCCAUCCCACCAAAACAGACUGAAAUUUCAGGAGGUCUUUUCAAACAGCUCUUACACUAAAAGUAUAUUAUCAUCAUUUUGACAAUUUCACAGUUCUAGUCCAACCUCAUCGUGUGUAAAUAUAUAAAACACGGGAAAUUACGUGUAUAACUGCACUGGGCCUUUAAAUCAUGUGACUAGGCUAAGCCACUUUAGUAAGUCAUGGUAUGAUUACUCACUACAUUAGAUACGAAGAAAUAGCCCACAACAAAUCCACAUUUCUUAUAAUAACCAUGAGUAGUGCUUUUAAAAAUUGCCGAACGGUAAUGGUGACAGGAGCCAGCCGAGGCCUCGGUCUGCGAGUUGUGGAAAGUCUGGUGGCAGGGAGCUCUGAUCCGGACAAGAUUAUUAUUGCCACCGCCAGAAACCCGAGCGGGGCCCAGGAACUCCAGAAACUAGCUGAAAAACAUCCAAAUAUCCAUAUAAUAACACUUGAUGUUGUCAGUCAGGAGAGCAUAGAGAAAGCUGCACAAGACGUUGACCUGCUUGUUCAGGAGCUGGGCCUCAAUUGUCUAAUCAACAAUGCUGGAAUCAAUGUUGUUGCCAAUUUUGAGACAGUCACGGCUGAGAAGAUGUUGGAGAACUUCCGCACCAACUCUGUGGCCCCCCUUAUGAUCACUAAGGCUCUCCUACCCCUGCUUAAGAGGGCAGCUGCCAAAGGCACGGGCAUGGGCAUCCAUAGAGCUGCGGUCAUCAACAUGACUUCCUUGUUAGGGUCAGUCGAGCUCAACUGGGGUGACCGGGCCAAGAACUUCAAGUGGUAUCCUUACAGAACAUCCAAGAGUGCUCUGAACAUGGUGACCCGAUGCAUGGCAGUGGAUCUGGAGGCUGAUAGCAUCCUGUGCAUGGGCCUCCACCCUGGCUGGGUACGCACUGACAUGGGCGGACCAGAGGCACCUUUGAGUCCAGAGGAGAGCAUAUCUUCUGUGUUGUCAGUAAUUGGUGGAUUGACCGAAAAGGAUCAUGGGUCAUUUCUACACUACACCGGGGAGCCACUACCCUGGUGAUUGGAAUAUCACCAUGAAUGAUUUUAUAAGUUGUUGGUUUGCACAUGUUUAUGCUUUGACUAUGCAAAGUUGAAUGUACUACCUAGAUAGCAGUUUUGCAUGAAAAAAAUGCAUCGUGUAAUGUUCCAUAUGACAUUCAGAUUUAUUUGCUGUAACACUGACACUGUAUGCCUAGCCUAUGUUAUUAAAACGAGGCAAGUUUAAUUGUUCUGUAGGCCUAUGUGACACAGGUUGAAGUGUCGAGGAAGCAAAUAGUGGACAGUCUUUUGUUUGUCUUUGAAGGAAUUUGUUCUUUCAGCUUAGGAUAAGAGUAUUUGAAGAGUAUUAUGAAGAUUAUUUAUUUGUGUCUUUAGAAAUAUAGUAACAUACAGUAUCCUGGAAAAUAACAUUUAUCCUCUGUUAUUUCCCCUAUGACGCUUAGUAGGAGUUUGUCUGAUGUUAGCUGAAAUAAAAGUUAUGCACACAGGUGUUGAAA